This is a messenger RNA of Pieris rapae (cabbage white), 3467 nucleotides long. RefSeq lists its product as uncharacterized. Lineage: Eukaryota; Metazoa; Arthropoda; Insecta; Lepidoptera; Pieridae. Gene Ontology annotation, biological process: positive regulation of transcription by RNA polymerase II; double-strand break repair via homologous recombination; negative regulation of fatty acid biosynthetic process. The coding region runs from base 150 to 3461 and encodes 1103 amino acids. The transcript has 9 exons. The record is from RefSeq and is a predicted model, not a curated record. Gene Ontology annotation, cellular component: plasma membrane; BRCA1-A complex; BRCA1-BARD1 complex. Gene Ontology annotation, molecular function: ubiquitin-protein transferase activity.
GUUUGAUGUUACGCCAAUCAAAUAUGCUGGAAUUAAAUAGAUGCGUGGAAGUUAAAAUUUACAUUAUUUAAAAAUAUUUUGCCAUAGUUUUUAACUUAACGAUUUCUGUGAUUUAUUUCAUCACAAUUUUUUAGAAAAAUAUUAAUAUUAUGGAUUCUGAUCGCACAAUGAAUAUUGUACUAAAGGAAAAAUAUUCAAAUUUAUUUUCCAAAAUCAUAGAGACAAACGUGUAUUAUGUUACUUGUUUGGAAUGCUGUAAAUAUUACGUAGUUCCAACUACAGCUUCCUGCGGCCACUCUUUGUGUCACACAUGUUGGUAUGGAAGGCAAACAUGUCCAAAUUGUAGAAUUAAAAUAGAUCGUAAGUCUUUAAAACUGAACAUGGUUCUACAAAAUUUGACUGAACAUAUACACAACUUACAGGAUGCCUCUAAAGACAUAUUUGGCCCAACAACUGAUUAUAUAUCAAGUAUGGACAGUGGACUUCUACAUGAUCCCACAAAAAAUGUAAAUGAAUGGUUAACUAGUUCACAGAACCACUUUUCUGCACCUGUUACAACACCGGAAUCUAUUCCAGACUUGACUAUACCUUCUAAAAUUUUAAAUAAAGAUAUUCAUCUCAUAGAGAAUAAAACAACUACUAAAGCUGUAUUGAUAGAUCAAAUGGAUUGGGACAAAAUUGAAGAGCUUCCUGAGUCAGAAGACAUAUCAAAUAAAAAUAAAGAGAACAUAGUUGGUCCUAUGGACAUUGAGCAAUUGGACAUAAUUGAUGGGUUUGAAGAAUAUUCAACAGACAAUCCUCGUAGAAGUUCCAGAAAUAAAGAUAUAUUUAUAAGUAAUGAAAAAAAUACAGGUGGCUCUUCACCUAAAACUAUUAAAAAUAAAAACACUAAUAAUUGGAUAACUGUUAAAAACAUGAGGCAAGAGUUUAGUAAAUUAAAUAAAAAAGCUAAAAACAAAUUAAAUGUUUCAGUUGAAAUAGCUAAAACAAUUCAAGACAAAAAAAAUAUAGUGCCACUAGAAAACAGUAGUAAAACCAGUGAAGUUGAUAUAAUAUCAUUUACAGAAAAUGAGAAUAUCAUUAAAAAUACUGUUCAUGUACAUUCUGAAAACAUUGUUAAUAAUAACCAGUCUGAUAAAUAUAAAACAGAAAAUAGAAAAGAGAGUUGUAAAGCAACUACAGAUUUUAGUCAGAAUUUGAGUCCACUGGAACCAUUAAAAAUUAAUAAUCAAUCUUUCUUAAGUAAAACCAUAAAAGAAAAAGAUAAAUCAUCAAAUUCUCUGGGUAAAAACCAUAGUAAAAACAAUGUACCUUUUUUCAAAAGAUGUCCAUGGAGUAGCAAAAUAGGUUUACAAGUUGAAGAUAAUGAGCAGAACGAGAUUAGUGAAGCAGUGAAAACUGAUGAUAUUGAGAUAACAAUCAAAGUUGGAAAAACUGUAGCCAAUAUUUGUAUUAAGAAGAAAGAAAAUAAUGUUAAUGUCAAAGUAAAUUCUGAGCUUGAAAUUCAAUCAUCUAUUUCAAAAAAUAAUGCUUAUGAAACCAAUAUUUCUACUUCACCUUUUAAAAAAAAUGCACAAGAAAAAAGGAAAACUGAGCUUGUUAACAAAUCCAUACAAGCUUUUGUUGAAAUUGACUCAGUAAAAAAAAUAAAUACAGCCUCUGCUGAUACCUCAAGCUUAAAUACUGUUAAGAAAACAAUUGAAAAACAAUUAAGUUCCAUAAAUGAAACUGAAGAAAUAAAAAACACUAAUAAUUCUUGUCCAGAAAUGAAUCAGCCUAAAUUAAAUAAGAAUCCGAAAGACUGUUUGAAUGAUUUUGAUAUGUUUGACAGUGAACCAGUUAAGGAUUGUAAUAUACAACCACUUUCAGGAUCGGUACAAACUCCCUCAGCAAUUUUUAUGCCAUCCAAUGUGUCCAAACUUAACACCCAAACAAAAAGUAGUAAGAGAGAACGCGAUGAGUGUGAAACUGUUGUACCAAACAAAAAAGGUAAAAUUACUCCAACAAUGAGUAGAAAAAGAAACUUGAUAACACUCAAUGAAAGUGAACCUGGUGACUAUAAUGAGAUAUUAGAUCAAGUAUAUGCUAAUAUAAAGGAGGAUAUGAAAGGUGGCAACUCUACAUAUAGUGCAAAUUAUAUUUCGAAUAUGCAAAUGAUUCAAAUAACCAGUUCCCAGCAAUCAAAUAAAUUUGAAAACAAUAACACCAUUAAAGAUAAGCCGACACAAAAGUGCAGUGAAAAUAUUUUUUCCUUAAUUGAACAUAAAUUGGACUUAAAAAAUUCACAAGACAAGCAUAAAUCUACUGAUAUUAAAAAAACAAAAUCAAAUGAAAUAGCUGACAAAAUUAACACACAGUUACAAAGCCCAGACUAUGAUAUGGAUAUUAUUCCUAGUACGCCACAAAAUGAUGAUUCUGAUAAGAGUGUUGUUGAAGAGACUCCGCAAAAAGACAUAUCUCACAAAUCCAAACAGAUAGAUUCAAUCAAAUCAAGGCAGAAGUCAAAAACACAUGAAUCUGUGGCUACCAUAGAUGUAACAGAGAGCACAAAAGAAGCUAUAGUCGAAAAAAAUCAGUCCAUCGAAACACCCGCGUCUAUGUACAAAUUUGUGAAUAAUUUGCAUAAUAAAUCCACACCUAUAGCGAAGAAGUCCCUUGAUUUCACUUACCCAGAACAAAUGUGCCCUAUCAAUACACAAGAAAGAGAAAUUAUAAGUAAAGCUUUUGAUCAAGUUCAGCCAGAGAAUAUAAUAAAAAAGUAUUGUCUGGUCGUUUCGUGUUUGACCCCGCCAGAUGUCGCUAGGGUGAAAUUGCUUUGCAAGCGAGAGAAAUGGACGUUUGUUGAUAAGUUCACACCGGAUGUGACGCACUUGAUUGUUAGUGUUACGAAUGAUAAUAGGGCUCAGCGAUCGGUAAAAUUUAUUUGCGCUCUGGCAGCGUCUAAAUGGAUACUUUCAAUGGAAUGGAUUCAUAAAUGUAUUAAUAGCAAACAAGUCGUUAAUGAGGAACCUCACGAAGUUUUGGAUAUGACGAGCGAGCCAGGUCCGCGCAGGUCGCGACUCGCACGCCAGAAGUUGUUCGACGGAAUCAAGUUCUACUGCAUGCCACCAUUCGGAGUGCUAGAUAUCGAAACACUUAAGGAGAUAUUGGUGUGCGCUGGUGGCGAAGUGGUGAAUGAGAUUAAAGAUGUAAAGGCAACUGAGGCACCUUCGAUACUCUUGGCAGAGCCUGAAAGCACACAAGAGAAUAGAUUUAUAGACAUAGCGGUGAAUCUAAGCGUCGUGCCAGUUAACUACGAGUGGGUCCUCAAUAGUCUGGGUUGUUACACAUUAGCCACUAUCGUUGACCUCCUCCUGUGUCCAGAAUCGUUACUCCCGCAGGUCAUAAUGAAGUGGCCGCGCGCGCUUAUAUCAUCGAAUGAUUCGAAUGAUGACAUUUUUUGCAAUAGAAAUAUAAUGUAAAUGUUA